UUUUUUCCUCACAAUUCAUCCAUACCGGGCUACCCUCUCCACAGUUCAGUAUGGCGUUGAGAACUUGCAUUACAGUUUUGGCGGCUUUAGGGUUGGCAACUGCACAGAGCAGCAUUGUCUCGCUGUUUAUCCCUGACUCCGACCCACAACCCCUGGCCGCCUCAGUCGUGGGACAAGGUAAUGGUGCCAUCACCUACAGCAUCAACUGCCCUCCCGGUACUGAUGGCUCGGAUUGUGGAAUGGGACCAGGAAUGUGGUAUACCUCAGCAUCUAAGACCAUUGAAUUCGCGAUCAGUGAGCCUGAAGAAGAUUUUUGGGGCCGUGUUGUCUGCUCUAUGGGUGGCACGACAAGUGCCGUUUGCACGGAGAUGAUGAGAGGCACUGGGGCCAAUUUCCCUGGAACAUCGACGUCCGAUUAUGCUCAAAGCGAUAUUACAUUCUUCCCAGUCACCGUCACAGCUGGUCCCACCACCACAGCCUCUGCAUCCACCACGAAUGAUGUGACCAGCUCCGCUCUCACAUCUAACAAGACGCAUAUUUCUGGAAGCACUGCGUCGUCGACCUCAGUGGCAUCAUCCGCUACCGUCGCUUCUCAUUCGAGCACUGGCGGCUUGUCGCGGAUCACCGGUAGCCCUCGCGUUGUCUUGGGAGGUGCUGCAGCUGCACUUGUCGCGGCUGCUUGGUGAUGACCGAUAGCCUGAGAGUUCAAUGAUCAAUGAGCUGGUUCCCGAUCGGAAUUGUGCUGAUCAAUGGUGGUUGGUUAUUGUUUCAUCACUACACCUUUUUGGAGGCGUUUUACCGUGUCAUUAUUAUUCGGCUGUAUAUUGAAUCGCAUUUAAAUGAAUUAAUUGGCAUUUUUCAGUGAGAAAA
This is a messenger RNA of Penicillium subrubescens, 870 nucleotides long. RefSeq names its product putative GPI anchored protein. The coding region runs from base 51 to 686 and encodes 211 amino acids. The transcript has 3 exons. The record is from RefSeq and is a predicted model, not a curated record. Lineage: Eukaryota; Fungi; Ascomycota; Eurotiomycetes; Eurotiales; Aspergillaceae.